AUAAAGAAAUACUUCUGACACCGUCUCCAAUCUCGCCAAACAAAGUAGACUUAUAAUUUACAUAUAUUACAAGUACCUCCGACCCGGCAACAUGACCACCGAGACACUUGCCGCCUCACAAGGCCAAAGCCUCAGCGAGUCCAACACAGUCCACUUCCCUUCCGAUCACAACCUCCCAGGCAAGUUCUUCGAACCACGCCAGAACAACGACACAACCGGCGGGCCCUCGUCGACGACAUCAUCUCCCUCUACGAGAUGGGCGCCACAAUCGCACGCCUUCAGCGCUACACGCCCGACGCCGUGUUACCACGACGAGCUGGGCUACGCAGCCGACCGCUACCAGAUCGCGGGCCAGUGGUUCGGCCUGCCCUAUAUCUUUAGCCAGGCUGAGAGCCAAGGCCACGAGGUUGUCACCAACGAUAGGGAUUUGAUUCAGUUCCGGCAUGAGAUUGAGUGGCGUCCGAAGUUGGUUCCUGUUCCUAAGGUGAUUAGGCUGCGCGCGCUGGUUUCGCUGGCGCUGGAUCCGGCGAGUGUGGAUGGUGGUUUUAUUCGGGUGAAGUAUCAUAAGGAUCAGGCUAGUGUUGAGGAUUAUAGCAAGGAAGGUGUUGCCGCGAUGUUGAAGAAGUGGCAGGCUGAGGCUACGGCGAAGGUGUUGAGCACGGUGGACUCGGACGUGAGGGUGUUUGCUGCUGACAAGGGUUCGGGUGGCGGAUAGAUGUAUCGAUGCGUGU
Messenger RNA from Chaetomium fimeti, 731 nucleotides. RefSeq lists its product as uncharacterized. The record is from RefSeq and is a predicted model, not a curated record. The transcript is spliced from 2 exons. Lineage: Eukaryota; Fungi; Ascomycota; Sordariomycetes; Sordariales; Chaetomiaceae. The coding region runs from base 92 to 715 and encodes 207 amino acids.